Messenger RNA from Pseudogymnoascus verrucosus, 1992 nucleotides. RefSeq lists its product as uncharacterized. The coding region runs from base 158 to 1837 and encodes 559 amino acids. The transcript is spliced from 5 exons. NCBI's taxonomy places the organism in Eukaryota, Fungi, Ascomycota, Leotiomycetes, Thelebolales, Thelebolaceae. The record is from RefSeq and is a predicted model, not a curated record.
CACACAGGCAACGAAUCAAUACAGCUAUAAUACCACAAUAUCUGAAGAUUCACCACCGACGUCGCGGUCUAUCUCUAUAAUGAUCACAUGGUGGCUGUGACCCCACUUUUGAGAUAGAGAGGCAUCUCACAAACCUCACAAACGAUAUUGAUCAAAAAUGACGCGCCUGGAACCGUUGAUUGUUUCCGCACUGGGCCGCUCACCAUACAAUGACGAGCUCAUAGUUAACGACGACCAGGGGCAGGGCGAUGGAACAGUCCGCAUAGGGCAACAGUACGACGACCGUGGCAGGCCCAUCAACCCCGAGACAACACAGCGCACGAAGAACCUUGUCCGGGCAUCGAACGAAGUCUUGCAAGCAGCAGGUAUUAUUGAACCCAAUGCGGAUUAUAGGGCACGUGACGAGGCUCUGAAGGCUGCAAGAGAAGAGGAUUUCGAGAAGGCCUUCAGACGGCGGACAAUAGGCGGGGUACUGCUCACGGCGGGUGUGUGGGGAACAAGCGGUCUAAGGAGGAGAACGUUGCUGUAUCGGGAAUACUCCAACCAUCCUCUGUUAGACAUCAUUCGUCUUGAGCGCGUAGACCGUUCUGUUCCCCGUAUUCUAGGGGCAGGAUUGCCAGCCCUAUUACUAAAUAGAGCUUUCGGUAACUUUGCGCUUGUGUACGAGCAGAUAUUCGACAUCAAGAAUCAAUCAACAAAACGAAUAAUCGAAUACUGCUUCUAUCAUGUCAUGUUCCAUUACCAAUAUUUCGCCACCCUUCAGCAGCUCAACCUCUUCAACCCCCGACAGCUUGUUCCGACCUUGCUUUUCAUGGUUCCGUUCUCUUCUCAAUCUCCUCUCUAUCUACCUGCUUUUCCAGCCACUGUUUCUACGCCUAAUUUGCUAUCUUGGGUGAGCUCGGUCGGCUUGGUCCUUGCACCCUGUAUUCUACUUGCGGCAUGGAAACGUACCACUCAAUUACUCUCAAAUCUCAUUUUCGACCCCCUAUACGAGUUUCUACCUCAUCCAUCCAAUCCCCGCCCACAAUCUCCCGACCUACUUGGUACUAUCAAUGAAUUAAGGCAAACAAUACAAGAACAUGACUAUGACGAUCUAUCAAACCCGCCAAGACUGCCAGAUCCCAACAGCGUUUCAAAUGCGUCUGAUUAUUCUUCGGGAAGCACGGAAUCGGAUUUAAGCCCAGAGACACAUCGACAUGGUCCUCCGUUCACCGCCUCGCCGGUAACACCAACAUCCGAUCCACGUACCCUCCGUGCCCUCGAAGGUGAACCCCGUUCCCCGCUACCUCAAGAAGCAGAGCAAGAACUGGACUACUCCCCGUCAAGGCGGCGAGACUCGCUUGCUACAACAACAGACGAGGAAGCGAUCGCACAAACAACCUUUAUUUCCUUCGACGUCGAGGCGACCGAUGAACCGGCGGAAGCAAUCGGCUCGUACUCGGCCGAACUCCGGAAUGCAAACUACGCUGACGAGCCACGGUCAGAUGCCAAGAUCUAUAACUUGACAGCUACUUCUCUCCUACCGGCCCAUUUAGCUGCUGAUGCGCUCAGUGUUCUCGCUGCUGCGGUUUUUACAAUGCCCCUCGAGGCUAUGGCAGUUAGGGCUAUCGGCCAAAGCUGGAGAGUGAAAAUGGGCCUACCUGUCGGGGAUAUGUUCUGGAUAUUCCUGGGGGGGGGGUCUGGGCUGACGUGGAAUGGAGUUGCAAGUGUUGCCACAUUGUUUGUUACGGAGGUGUUGAUCACCGGUGUCGUUUGGGGGGUUUAUUCUGGGGGUAUGACUUUGUGGGAUUGGAAGAGUGGGGAAGCUGAGGCUAAGAAGGCCAAGGACUCAAAGUAGUUCAGACGGCACGGCCAACUUUUUGCUAUCCCUUUCUUUCCUGGCUAUGCAUUGCUAAAUACGUGUAAGAUACCAUUCUAAAGACAGAACUUUAUACCAUGCGCCGUCUACCUAUGCUCGUAACUUCCACCCUGUUGUGAAAGCGCUUUCCGCCC